UAAAAACGCCCCUGUGGCUUGCGGAACCAAUUAAAUCCCCUCUGGUCGCGUGCAUGCCAACAUGAACACCGACAUAAACACGCUGCACUGACAGUCGCUGUGAGGACCUUCGGCUCGUGCUCAAACCGCUGAAGUAUCCAAAAAAGAUUCCGCGACACGUUGUUUCUGUGCCAAUAUUUACGACCUUGGAGGGGAGGGAGAUAUUUCUCCACUCGGUCUUCAUCCAGCUCGCGGCUAACCCACCUAUAUAAACAGGGCUGGAGUGCAAAUGGCAGAGCAGGAGGAGCAGACGAUAACCGUGCUGGACGCGCCGGUGACUGGCCGGUCGCGAACGGGGAGAGCGGUGGCUCUCGCCCGUCUACUGCACCACGAAUGUACUCAUCUGCUCCAGCUAUAUAAAGCAAAGGAGACCUUCUUAGUGGACCACACCCCAGACGGCAGACGCAUCGUGUCCCUGUCCCCGGACUCGGAGGAGCCCAGCACCGAGGAGAAGGUGCAGUUGCUGCAUUCAGCUCUGCGGCGGUGCUUGGGGCUGCUCCACUGUGUCAUCCUGAAGGAGGUGGAGGAAUGGGGUGAUCUGGAGGGCGACUAUGAGACCAUGAGGAAGACCGUCCAAGUCCGGCUGGAGCACUUGCUCCACAGCACCAAAGAUUUGGUUGAGACUGAGGACAAGACCCUGGAAGUCACCCCUGACCACCAGUGUAAUGAGGAAACUGAUGGUGCAGGGGGAGUUUUUGGCCUCAAAAUGUGGACCUAUCAAGUGCUGAUGGAGCUAAUCCACUGGGCUGACCAUGCAGUGCAGACCCUCCAUGUCUUACAUACAGAGAGGGAAGGAACAGAGGAGAUCUAAUUUUCUUUUGUUUAAAUCUAACAACAUGUAUGAACUCACUCAACACUAACAGCCAGCUUUCCCUUUUACUUAUUCCAAAUUAAAUAUGAAGUAAUGUGGAAUAUUGUCUGUGAACACUAGAGGUUAAAAUGUACUGCUUAACUAAAAUCACAACUAAGCUCCUUUAAUAAAGCCCAGUAGACAGCUUUUCCCAGACAUUGGUAUUUCCACAGCAAGUGCUAAAAUGACCUCUGGUUUGCCACAGUUGCUAUUUCCUUUGACAAAGAAAUGAGUGCAGACUUUAAACUGUAUAAAGGUUGCUUUGCUUUGCUUUGCAGUGGCAGAGUUAGACUGUUUGAAAAUGUCUUCUUUUGUAUACAGUGUGUAAUUUAUUUUAUUUAAGUGGAUUGACCUUUGAUGACUAAAUAUCUGCUGUUCAUAACACUCCAAAAUCUACUAACUGCUAGAAUGUAGCCAAAAAUACAUGACUGAUAAACUGUGACUGAUGUGCAGCUGAAUCUGUAACCCUUUGCUAUUUUAAUAGGUCAUUUUAGCUCUUAAUGUACCACAUUAUUAGCAUACCUAAUCUAAAUAAUUCCAUAUCAUAUUUCAUGUUUUCAUAUUCUGAAUGCUUGUAUAGUUUAUUGUUUGGCACAAUCUGUGAUGAUCAAGUGUCAUGUGUGCUGCUCUGAUCACCAAGUUCUCUCCUGAUGUCAUACUUGAAUGUGCUGCUACACUGUUCACAAGUUUGAACUAUUAGAGCAGUGGUUCUCAAAUUGUCUCUGCCAUACCCUCGUUUGGAAGCUAAACAAUGUUGGAGGACCUCUGUGUUAGACUAAUAUUUUAUGGUAGGAUUGUACUGUCUGUUGCAAAAAGUAUCAAACACAUGGCACCACAACAAAUUCACUGUGGUGUUAAAGGCCUGACACAGCAUACACAGUCACUGCGUGAAUGAGUUGUGACUUCCAGACUUGCUGGCAUUGUGAAUUUCUAAAUGUCAUGCAUUUCUUUUAUCUCUGUGAUAAAUAAAUGGAUGUGCAUUGAAAAUUAAACGCAAUCUUAACCCUUGUA
Messenger RNA from Seriola aureovittata, 1900 nucleotides. RefSeq names its product ciliary neurotrophic factor (gene cntf). The transcript is spliced from 3 exons. The record is from RefSeq and is a predicted model, not a curated record. Gene Ontology annotation, biological process: negative regulation of neuron apoptotic process; ciliary neurotrophic factor-mediated signaling pathway. The coding region runs from base 269 to 850 and encodes 193 amino acids. NCBI's taxonomy places the organism in Eukaryota, Metazoa, Chordata, Actinopteri, Carangiformes, Carangidae. Gene Ontology annotation, molecular function: ciliary neurotrophic factor receptor binding.